AUGAGCCCAACGUGGUCGCUCCCCGAAGUGCGUCAACACCAGACAUCCGAUGAUUGCUGGAUGGUCAUCCACGGCAAAGUCUACGAUAUCACGUCGUUUCUCCCCAGCCAUCCAGGCGGUAAAGCCAUUCUCCUGAAGAAUGCCGGCAAAGAUGCGACCGCAGCGUUUGACGCAGUGCAUCCGAUUGAGCUCUUGGAAGAGUAUCUCCGGCCUGAUCAACUGAUGGGAACCUUUGAAGUCGCAGCAUCGGAAGCUCCGCCGCAAACAAAUGGUCCUCCCGCAGACGUACCUUCAAACUCUUCGCCAUCACCAGAAAGCUCAGAAGGCGUACCUCCAGUGUCUCAAAUCCUCAGCAUUUCUGAGAUGGAGCAGUAUGCCUUGCAAAAGCUGAGCCCAAAGGCCAUCUCAUACUACGCCUCUGGAACCGACGACGAGGUCACCAAGAUCGCGAAUGGCACCAUCUUCCGGUCCAUACUCCUACGACCACGGGUCUUUGUUGACUGUACCCGGUGCUCUCUGUCGACCAGUCUGCUUGGGAAUCCGGUCGGAAUGCCAAUCUACGUUUCGCCCGCGGCCAUGGCCAAAUUGGCCCAACCGAUAGGCGAGGCGGGCAUCGCAGCAGCGUGUUCAAAGUUCAAGGGCCUGCAGAUUAUCAGCAAGAAUGCCUCAAUGUCUCCCUCGGCGAUUGUCCAGGCUGGACCAGACGCGACAUUUGCUUGGCAGCUCUACGUCUUGAAGGACAUUGAAGCCACAGAGAGGACACUAGCACAGAUACGAGCGAUUCCUCAAAUCAAAUUCAUCGUGCUUACUCUAGACGCCCCAUUUCCCGGCAAGCGAGAAGCGGAUGAGCGAUUCAAGAUGGCCGAGGUUGCGGGAGGCGGGCCGCCGGGAGUUUGGGGCACGGAGUCAGCACUCACGUGGAAAAGGACGCUGACCUGGCUCGUCAAGCACACGUCGCUCCCAAUAGUGUUGAAAGGCAUCCAGACUCACGAGGAUGCAUACGCGGCGACCCUCUUUCCGAGCGUAAAGGGCAUUAUUAUUUCCAAUCAUGGCGGACGGGCUCUGGACACGACGAUGACACCUGUUCAAGUGCUUCUAGAAAUUCGGAAAUUCUGCCCAGAGGUCUUUGACAAGAUUGAUGUUCUCAUCGAUGGAGGCAUUAAAAGGGGUACAGACGUCGUCAAAGCACUGGCGUUGGGGGCCAAAGGCGUAGGUAUCGGGAGGGCGGCGCUGUACAGUUUGGCGGUCGGGGGACAAGCGGGAGUAGAAAGGGCAUUGCAGAUUCUUGCGGAUGAGACUGUCACCGCCAUGAGGCUACUUGGCGUAGAACGUGUGGAUCAACUUGGGCCGAGACACAUCAACACGAAUGGUUUACAAGCGCAGCUUUAUAGUGGACCGUCAGGUCUGGAGGCGAUCGAACUGGAGUUAAAGUCAAAGCUGUAA
This is a messenger RNA of Colletotrichum orchidophilum, 1443 nucleotides long. RefSeq names its product FMN-dependent dehydrogenase. NCBI's taxonomy places the organism in Eukaryota, Fungi, Ascomycota, Sordariomycetes, Glomerellales, Glomerellaceae. The record is from RefSeq and is a predicted model, not a curated record. The transcript has 5 exons. Bases 1 to 1443 code for a protein of 480 amino acids. Gene Ontology annotation, molecular function: heme binding; oxidoreductase activity.